Setaria italica (foxtail millet) is the source of this 1584-nucleotide messenger RNA. RefSeq lists its product as uncharacterized. The coding region runs from base 117 to 1271 and encodes 384 amino acids. NCBI's taxonomy places the organism in Eukaryota, Viridiplantae, Streptophyta, Magnoliopsida, Poales, Poaceae. The transcript has a single exon. The record is from RefSeq and is a predicted model, not a curated record.
CAUCUCCCACCCACUGCACACUGUUCAGCUGCAGCUCUGCUCUCUCCGUCGCCCCACCACUCAGAUCCAGUGAUCCACCCACCUACCUGCCUCUCGCCCAGCUCCGGCCGCCGGCGAUGGCCGUGUCCCUCUCCUUCCCCAUCCCGAUCCCGCCGGCGCUGCUCCACGCCGCCGCGGCGCUCGCCCUCGCCGCCGCCGCCCACUUCCUCCACCUCCCCUCUCUCUUCCUCUACGCCCUCCACACCUACAUCCACCCCGACGCCGUCCCCUCCAACACCCCGCGCGCCGUCCUUCGCCCGCCCGGCUCCGACGCCGGCCCCGCCAAGGGCUCCUCCAAGCGCGGCGCCGCCGCCGCCAAGGACACGUUCGACGCCACCUCCGCGCAGCUCUACCGCCUCCGCCUCUCCCACUCCACGCUCGCCUCGCGUCCCCACUUCGGCGCCUACCACGCCGCGUUCCUCCUGCCGCUCGCGCUCCUGCCUCCCGCGCUCCUCCUCCCGCCCGCCUCCGCGGCCUCCCCGCUCGCGCCGCUCGUCCCCGCGGCAUACCUCUUCGUCGCGCUCCUCCGCCACGUCGUCGUCCCGUCGCCGCGCCCCGCGCAGCUCGCCGCCGCGCUCGGCGCGCUCCUCGUCACCACUCUGAUUUCCUCCAGCCCCUUCGCCGGCGCGCUCGCGUCGCUCGCCGCGCUCCCGGCCGCGCGGUUCGCGCGCGCGUUCUGGCUCGGCACCGACCAGCCCCGCACCGGGCUCGCGGUGCUCGCGUCGUCCGCGCCCGCGCGCCUCCUCCUCUACCUCGCCGUCCUCGUAUCCUCCGUGGCCUCGAUCCUACAAUGCUGCGGGUUCGUGGACGGCGCGGAGCAGGAGGUGAGGCUGCUCGCCGCCGCGGCUGGGCUGCAGCUGCUGGCCGCGCGGCCGGCCGUGCAGAUGUACCUCAACGAGGCCGUCUUCUGCUGGUAUCAGCGGCUGCACGCGAGCCGCGCGCCGGACACGGAGUACGGCCGGGCCAAGGUGUUCUUGCACAACCAUCACCUCUGCGCCGUGGCCACACAGCUCGUUGCGCCGCCAUUGCUUGUGCUGUCACUGCUUGCAUUGUGGCGGGUGCAAGGGAAGGACUUCUUUGAGGGCUUGGAGGGACUGGGUUGGCUUGUUGGAUGGUCUGUUGCCAUGAAGGAGGCGGCAUUGCUUGCGGCCCGGUGGGUCGUGGCUGUGUGGUCGGCGGUGACUGUGAUCACGCUUGUUUGCUACAAACGUGGAUGGUUAUUCGUCUUGUGAUCAGUCCGUCCUUAGCUUGUUUUCUGCCUGUGUGAUUGCUUCGGACGAAGCUGGUGUCUGAUGAGGUGGAUUGCCGGAGUUUUGGUACCACGGCACAAGUUUUUGUGUGCACUGUUAUGUUGCAAGAGCAAUGUUGGAUCAAUUCUUUUGAAUUUUCUUGUGUCUGUCCUUACUGGAGAAGCAAUUUGAGAUCAAUUUUUUUUUUCUCCCUUUCGGGGUGGAGUAAUGUUACAGAAAACUGACUGGUCAGUCACCCUGUUGUACUCUUUGAUGGAUAUAUCAAUGGAUCACAUUUUUGCUUUUAUCACCAGAA